Messenger RNA from Chroicocephalus ridibundus (black-headed gull), 1657 nucleotides. It is a transcript of the gene BNIP3, whose product is annotated as BCL2 interacting protein 3. The record is from RefSeq and is a predicted model, not a curated record. Gene Ontology annotation, biological process: positive regulation of apoptotic process; mitochondrial outer membrane permeabilization. The transcript is spliced from 6 exons. The coding region runs from base 122 to 736 and encodes 204 amino acids. Lineage: Eukaryota; Metazoa; Chordata; Aves; Charadriiformes; Laridae. Gene Ontology annotation, cellular component: nucleus; mitochondrial envelope; endoplasmic reticulum.
GUCACGGCGGCUGGUGGCGCAGGAGGGGGGCGGUGGCGGGCAGUGCGUGUCUUGCUGCGGUCGCAGCGAUCGGUGUCCGGCGUGUGGCUCCGCCGCGGCGCAGGGGAGCGGAGGCCGCGCCAUGUCGCGGCUCAGCCCGCAGGAGGAGAACUUGCAGGGUUCCUGGGUAGAGCUCCACUUCAGCAGUAAUGGAAAUGGCAGUGGAAGCGCUGCCACUUCAACCAGCCAGGAGCAAGUACCAGCGUCUAUUUCCAUUCACAAUGGUGACAUGGAGAAAAUACUCCUUGAUGCUCAACACGAAUCUGGAAGAAGCAGUUCAAGGGAAAGUUCACAUUGUGACAGCCCUCCUCGUUCCCAGACGCCUCAGGACAGUCACAGAGCUUUGGAAAUAGAGAGUCACAGCAGUGGAGAAAAGAAUAGCUUUCAGUCUGAAGAAGACUUUCUUGAAAGGAGGAAAGAAGUAGAGCGGCUGCUGAAGAAGAAUGCGGAUUGGAUAUGGGAUUGGUCCAGCAGGCCGGAGAACAUCCCACCCAAGGAAUUCCUCUUCAAACAUCCCAGGCGCACGGCUACUCUCAGCAUGAGAAACACCAGUGUAAUGAAGAAAGGGGGGAUAUUCUCAGCGGAAUUUUUGAAGGUUUUUCUUCCCUCUCUGCUACUUUCUCAUUUGCUUGCCAUUGGACUAGGCGUUUACAUCGGACGGCGCCUGACGACCACAGCGUCCAGCAGCACCUUUUAGAGGCGCCCGGAAUCCCGGUUCGAAGCAAAGGGAAUAGCGGAGGUGAACGGCAGGAGGGUCUCAGCUGGCGCUGGCUGCGUGAUCAGUGUGUGCUUGUUCCGCGAAUGUGGUGGUGCUGGGGUAGCAGGGAGGGGAGGGAGAGACUAAAGCCCGUGUAUCAUACCUAGUCUGCUGGAUCAAUUCUUAGAGCAUGUGUCAGGUGCAUUAACAUCCGUUAUAUUGCUUUGUAGUGAAGCAUCUUGGAAAAUUAAAAGAACUUGAUGUUUAACAACAAUCCUAGCUUUAACAUAGCCGUUGUGAUGGGGCGAGGUGUUCAUCUGAACUGCUGUUUCCGUACGCUUCAUAGAUGUGAGUAUUCGUCACUGCUGCUGUAAUCAUGACACAAAGGGAUUAGCCCCAAACGACGUGUGGCCUUACGUAUCAUAGACGGGAAUUCAGAGAAGCUUUUGCCUGGCCGGAGGCAGCUCCUUCCUUCCUUGGAGUUGCUGAGCUCCCUCUUGUGUGAGCGUGACGUGAAGGGACACCGUCAGCGGGAAGGAGCGUGCGGGUGGGACCCCCGUCCCUUUCCACUAGUUCAGAGUGUGAUGCACAACAGCCUGAAUUAAAAUGCGGACUUUGGUGCCUAAUAAAUAGCUUCUUUUGCAAAGGCAUUUAUUUAACUCCCUAAUUAUUAGAGAUUCCUUCCCGAGUGUCUCCUCGCAGACUAUUGCUUCUCAGUCUUUUUAUCUGUAAAAUAAUAAAUUUGCAUCUUAUAUUUGCCUCAUCCUUGUAUAGAUUUAAAUAAAGGGUUGCUUGCUUAUUUGUUUUUACUGAUGGAAUGCCUUUUCAUUCAGUGAUUUUAUCUUAUUUAAUGAGGAAAAAAAAUAAAUGUUUGCCAAAAUACCAUGUUUUGUAUAUUUAAAUAAAAAUGUUCCUUGUGGA